AUCCAAGAUGGCGGCCAGCAGGAGGCUGAUGAAGGAGCUUGAAGAAAUCCGCAAAUGUGGAAUGAAAAACUUCCGUAACAUCCAGAUUGAUGAAGCUAAUUUAUUGACUUGGCAAGGGCUUAUUGUUCCUGGCAACCCUCCAUAUGACAAUGGGACCUUCAGAAUCGAAAUCAACUUUCCAGCAGAGUACCCAUUCAAACCACCGAAGAUCACAUUUAAAACAAAGAUCUAUCACCCGAACAUUGAUGAAAAGGGGCAGGUCUGUCUGCCGGUAAUUAGUGCUGAAAACUGGAAGCCAGCAACCAAAACCGACCAAGUAAUCCGGUCCCUCAUAGCACUGGUGAACGACCCCCAGCCUGAGCGCCCGCUUCGGGCUGACCUAGCUGAAGAAUACUCUAAGGACCGUAAAAAAUUCUGUAAGAACGCUGAAGAGUUUACAAAGAAAUAUGGGGAAAAGCGACCUGUGGACUAAUAUCUGUCACGAUUGAUUCCAGCAAGUGUGAGCAGAGACCCCGAGCAGUGCAUUCAGACACCCCGCAAAGCAGGACUCUGUGGAAAAUUGACACGGGCCACCGCCUGGCGUUCGU
Messenger RNA from Equus quagga, 587 nucleotides. Its product is annotated as ubiquitin-conjugating enzyme E2 L3. The transcript has a single exon. NCBI's taxonomy places the organism in Eukaryota, Metazoa, Chordata, Mammalia, Perissodactyla, Equidae. The record is from RefSeq and is a predicted model, not a curated record. The coding region runs from base 8 to 472 and encodes 154 amino acids.